This is a messenger RNA of Populus nigra (black poplar), 1912 nucleotides long. RefSeq lists its product as uncharacterized. The transcript has 9 exons. Lineage: Eukaryota; Viridiplantae; Streptophyta; Magnoliopsida; Malpighiales; Salicaceae. The record is from RefSeq and is a predicted model, not a curated record. The coding region runs from base 990 to 1691 and encodes 233 amino acids.
AUGAACGAAUGAUUCCUCGGAGCCGCAAGAACCACCAAAGUAGCACAAGUCUUGCUGCUGUUCCCAGUUUUGCAACCAACAGACUUGAACCCUUGAUUUGAAGCUGGUUCAUGUGUUAGCACAAACGAACACGCUAUAUAUUGUCGAGUCCAGAUGUAUGUUAUUCAUCAUUGCACACUUGAAUUAAUAAUAUUCUGAACGAAGACGAGAAAAAAAGAGAGAGGUGGAAGAUGCUGGAGGCAUUGUUAGCAAAGAAGAAGGAAUUCCGUGGUUUAAGACUUAGCAACUGGCUAGCAGCUUAUGCGAUCUAUCAACUUGAUUGUUUUUACAGAUGAAACUGCAUGAUUUGAGUAAUCUACCACAUCAGAACGGGGAUGACAAGGUGCAAGAAAGAGACUACCAGUUGCAGCUGUACAGGUACUGUCAUAUGAUUGACACGGGCAAAAUAAAUAGCCCAACCAGGCCUAAGGAAGAGGAAAGAGAAAGAGCCCAUCCAAGGCCCAAUAUGACAGCCCCAGCCCGACCGGAGAGGAAGAAGAGAGAAGAAAAAAAAGAAGAAGAGGAAGGGAAAGGCCCAAUUUAACAACUUGUUGGGCCAAAUGGCCUAGACUUCGUCAAAGAUCUGAGAGAACGAAAACAAAACAUUUCAGCCUCGAACAAGCUUAUAUUUCUGGUGCUGUGCAGUCGAGGAAAGCAAACAGGCCUCUAAAGAAGAAGAUAGUAUGAUAAGUUUUAGGACCCUUCGAUUGAGACCAAAGCAAACAAUUGGGACCCAAUCAGAUUGUCCAGCGGCUGUGGUGAAAUCUAACUACAGUUAAUGGUGUCAUAACGUGUUGCGACGAGUACAUAUAAGCCAUGCCAUAGUUUGAACCCUCAUAUCUUCCUCCAUCGAUUGUUUUUCGAGCAUCCUCGCUCGAUUUCGUGGAGACAUAUUGUCUAUCUCUCUCACCCUGUCUCAUACACUGCUUCAUCAAAUACCAGCCAAUUCAAUGGAAGGUCCAUCUGAACCUGUCGGAGGUGAUCAGAAUGAUCAAACUGUCCAACCGUCAGCUGAAGAUAUUAGAAGAGAACAGAGACGGCAAAGAGACAACAAACGCAAGGAGAGAGAGCAGCAAGAGAUAGAAGGAACUCAGAGAGAGUUGAAAAAGUGGAAAGCAGAUUAUGCUAAGUUGGAGAAAAACCAUGCCUACUUAAGAGGAAAACUGGAACAGUUGGAACACGAUGUGGAGCAAACUAGAGAAACUCGUAGGCGACUGGAGCAAAUAGUUGAACAACAGAAUAUUUUGAUCAACAUGCUUCAGAUACUUAUUGGAAUGACUCCUCGCAACACAUUUGGCACCGGAGAGGCAGGACUACAAGUUCAUAACCCACCAGUUUAUCAAUCUGGAACUACAAUGGGGUCGGGUGGCUCGACCAUGCAAGUGUCAUCUGGGCUGCGUCAAUCACCUGUCCCUCAGCGGUGGGCACAUGGGAACAAUGAUGAGCAGCCAGCCUCGGGUGAACUGUUCGUUAGCCUUCAUGACUUGAACAGCACUUAUCCGCCUAGAACAGCAAUGGCGUCGGGUAGCUCGCCCAGGCCAGGGUCACCUGUCGCUCAAGGGUGGGCACAUGAGAACAAUAGUGAGCAGCCUGGCUCAACUUAUGGUGAUCAGUUCUGUAAUUUGAAUGGCUGCUCGAGUAAUGAUGGAUAAGUACUGGGAUGGAAGCAACAAUAUCAUAGACGAGUGUUAUUUGAGUUAUGAAUGUCGGCAUGUACUAGUAAUGCUGCUGGGAAGACAAAGAUUUUCAUUUAUCAGAAUCUCGUACUAUAAUCUAUGGGUGUUUUUUAGAAGUUUUUCAAUAAGAUAUAUUUGUAAAUAAUUGAUUGAAUCAUUGCUUGAUUAUUAUAACUUGAAUUGUUCAUUCCUCCCAA